Molecule: messenger RNA, 627 nt
Organism: Ilex paraguariensis (yerba mate)
Lineage: Eukaryota; Viridiplantae; Streptophyta; Magnoliopsida; Aquifoliales; Aquifoliaceae
Source: the annotation of a GenBank genome assembly
AUGGCCUUGAACUCUACUACAUCCAUUCUCCUCCUCUUCCUAGCCUUGGCUAUGGCGGCCACGCCCCGGACUGCGGUAGCAGGUGAUCCCGACAUCAUUUCAGACUUCAUUGUCCCAGCAAAUUGUACCUUCGUAGAUGGGAAAUUCUUCACUUACACCGGGCUGCGUGGGAUUUUCGACUCCACCCCCCCAACCUUUAAGGUGACAAAAGCUAGCAUGGCCGAGUUCCCGGCUCUUAAUGGGGAAAGUGUAUCCUAUGCUGUGCUUCAAUUCCCAGCACGUGGUGUUAAUCCGCCUCACACCCACCCUCGCGCCGCGGAGCUGCUAUUCCUCGUCGAUGGAGUUCUCGAAGUCGGGUUUGUCGACACCAAAAAUGUUUUGUAUACCCAAAAACUCAAAGUUGGGGACAUGUUUGUGUUUCCAAAGGGACUUGUUCACUUCCAAUUCAACCACAACCAUAAACGGCCAGCAAUCGCAAUUUCUGCAUUCGGAAGUGCAAGUGCUGGAACUGUUUCGGCUCCUGUGUCAGCUUUUGCCACUGGAAUUGAUGAUAUCAUACUUGCUAAAUCUUUUAAGACUGACGUUGAUACCAUUAAGAAGCUCAAGGCAGGAAUUACCAAGCCCUGA